AUGACUGAAAGCGAAAACCCAGCACACGAGUGCUCAUCCUCAUUGGCAGCUGAGGCUGAAGAUGUGUACCGCCAACGGCAGCAGCUGGAGCAAAGGAUGGAGGCGCUUGCUAGCUUCCUAACGUCCGAAGGUAUGCCUGGCCUACAUGGCCCACUCGUAGACGAAGAAGGUUUCCCUCGAGCUGACAUUGACGUGCAUUCAGUGAGGGAAGCACGCCACAAGCUUGCCUGCCUCAAGACGGACUACCGCGAGCUCCAGCGGCGGCUUGAAGAUAUUCUCCUCCGACUCCAUGCGGAUCGUGUCAGGACAAAUGCUGAUGAAUUGCAAGGCGUCGUCCCUGGCGACCAAAGCCCAACAGGGCCAGUACCCCCAAAGAAGAAGGAGCAGCCUCCCCGAUUACUUGAAGGCAAGAUAAUUACCUUUACCCAAAAUUGGGCUUCAUUUACUUUUGAACUUCACUGCGUUCAUUAUGGGAGUUUAUCCAGCAGCACUAGGCUUGUGAUGAACAGCGUACAACUUUGUUGGUACCCGUUGAAAGAGGCUACCCAUACUACUUGUCUGGUGUGGUCGUGCGUUGCAGAUGAGGGGCCCGCAUUCGCUGUGGUAGACGUGGUUCACCCAGGGAGCCCCAGCAGCACUGCAGGAAUUGUUGCUGGAGACAGACUGCUACGGCUGGGUUCGCUGCGUUUGGUGCCGAGCCAUAGUCGCCUAGACGAGCGGGUGGGGGGCGCUUUUAAGGGCGUCGCUGCGAAUACGAACGCACAAACGCGACCUGUAACUGUAACUGAAAUAUUUCAGCUGCUUCCGGAAGAGGUAGCGAGUCACGAGAACGAGCGAAUAGCCGUUGUGUUGCAACGAGGGGGUCGUAUCCUCCCGCUGUGGCUUAUUCCGAGGCGCUGGCAAGGCAAGGGCCUUCUUGGAUGCCAUUUGAAGCCUCUUCAACUAAGCUGA
Eimeria maxima is the source of this 951-nucleotide messenger RNA. Its product is annotated as 26S Proteasome non-ATPase regulatory subunit 9, putative. Gene Ontology annotation, biological process: proteasome regulatory particle assembly. NCBI's taxonomy places the organism in Eukaryota, Apicomplexa, Conoidasida, Eucoccidiorida, Eimeriidae. The transcript is spliced from 2 exons. Bases 1 to 951 code for a protein of 316 amino acids. Gene Ontology annotation, molecular function: protein binding. The record is from RefSeq and is a predicted model, not a curated record. Gene Ontology annotation, cellular component: cytoplasm; nucleus.